AUGGGGUCAUGGAGAAGUCGCUAUCCGGGCCUAUCCCAAACAAGCCGCCGACUGGACGGCACUGAUAAAUUGCUCUUCGAUCUGGACGACGCCGUUCAGGAGGACUUUACGCUUGCUCUUCCGCCUACCGAUAGAGUCAGUGAGGCUGAGGUGCUGACUCUCCUCGGUCUCCAAUUACUGAUCCUCGCACUGGAAACUAGAGCCGAAGACACACAAUACACACACGACCCCAUGCUCGCUGCAAACCAGGCAUGCCGCAUGUGGACUCCGAAGCAUUCGUCGACCGAAGGCAGCGACAGUGGUAAAGUCUGA
Molecule: messenger RNA, 312 nt
Organism: Penicillium bovifimosum
Lineage: Eukaryota; Fungi; Ascomycota; Eurotiomycetes; Eurotiales; Aspergillaceae
Exons: 1
Coding region: 1-312 (103 amino acids)
Source: RefSeq, a predicted model, not a curated record